Penicillium samsonianum is the source of this 327-nucleotide messenger RNA. RefSeq lists its product as uncharacterized. NCBI's taxonomy places the organism in Eukaryota, Fungi, Ascomycota, Eurotiomycetes, Eurotiales, Aspergillaceae. The record is from RefSeq and is a predicted model, not a curated record. The transcript has 3 exons. Bases 1 to 327 code for a protein of 108 amino acids.
AUGUCGGACGCGACAGAAACACCGACGGCGCAAUCUCUGCACCCAGGUGGGCGAUACUACCCGGGCCAACCCCGCCCAGACCACCCUAGUUCCGAUAUCCCGUCUAGCAAUAAUGGGCCAAACAACCCUAUCGAUGAUGUAGGCAUUAGCAGAGAUUCCCGACCGACCGAAGAAGGAACAUCCGAUCAUCUGGGAUCCAGUUCGUUUGGUUAUGGUGACACAAACGCACUCUACGAAGGAUUGCUCCACAGUCAGGGGCUUGUGGACCGCCGCAGCGUUCCGAUUUGCUUUUUGGGAAGAGAAUUGGAGGCGCAUUUUCUACACUAG